GUGACUUCGUGGUAUAUCAUCCACAUCCAAUUAACCUUAAUGUUAUUUAAUGUUAUUAUUUUCUUAACAUUUACUAAAAAUCAAGUUUGAGAAUGUUUUUCUCACAAAUCAUCCGGAAAUUGGGUGCUCUUGAAUCAUCACUUAAUAGUAUCUCAUUUGUAAGUAGUCGAAAUGCAGGAAAUUAUAUCGAGAAACCCCUAAUUGGCCAUGGAAAAAGUUUUCGGCGUAUAGUACAUUAUCCAGAAGAAUACACUGUGAAACCUCUUGAAGUAACCAACUUGGGUGGAAGAGACCCUGUUAGUGGCCGGUUAGUAGUUAAAGGAAUAGGGGGAGGCAUUAAACAUAAAUAUCAUUGGAUAGCAUGGAAAAGAGAAGGUCCAAAAGAAGGCCCCCCACAAGUAGAAAGAGUUAUUAAAGUCAUUAAAGACGGUUGUAGAACCACUUUUGUGGCCCUUGUAGCUGUCGAUGAUAAAUUAAAAUAUAUUCUGGCAACAGAAAACAUGAAGGCAGGUGAUAUAAUAAGAACAUCUUGCUACAUCCCUAGAAUACCAGUUCGACCCUUUGAGGGCGAUGCCUACCCUCUCGGAGCUCUUCCUAUAGGAACUAAAAUUAACUGUGUUGAAAAAUAUCCUGGUCUGGGGGGGUUUCUUGUUCAUGCUGCUGGAACUUGUGCUACAAUUAUGAGAAAAGCAGCAAAUAAUCAUGUAGUUAUACAAAUGCCUAGUAAAAAGGAAUUUUCUUUGCCAGAAAUUUGUAUGUGUACUGUAGGCAGAUUGAGUAAUGGGGAACAUUGGAAUACACCUAUAGGAUCUGCCCAGAAAAAUAGAGAAUUGGGAAAUAGACCUAGAUCAGGAUGGUGGCAACGUAAAACUGGUCGUUUUGGUAGGAAAAUAAGAAGAUUGCCACCAGUUUUGACCAUUGGACCAAAACAACCCAGCAACUCUGAAGAAAUUAAAUUCACCCUUGAGAAUUAUAAUCAUACUAGGAAUUAAUAUAACAAAUUCAAUUGUUUUAUUUUUUUUUUGUAAGGAAUAAGUUCUAAUAAACUUUUACUGUUGAAUGAA
This is a messenger RNA of Agrilus planipennis (emerald ash borer), 1064 nucleotides long. RefSeq names its product 39S ribosomal protein L2, mitochondrial (gene mRpL2). The transcript has a single exon. The coding region runs from base 93 to 992 and encodes 299 amino acids. Gene Ontology annotation, molecular function: structural constituent of ribosome; RNA binding. NCBI's taxonomy places the organism in Eukaryota, Metazoa, Arthropoda, Insecta, Coleoptera, Buprestidae. Gene Ontology annotation, biological process: cytoplasmic translation. The record is from RefSeq and is a predicted model, not a curated record. Gene Ontology annotation, cellular component: ribosome.